Messenger RNA from Zootermopsis nevadensis, 4770 nucleotides. RefSeq names its product elongator complex protein 1 (gene Elp1). Gene Ontology annotation, cellular component: cytosol; elongator holoenzyme complex. Gene Ontology annotation, biological process: tRNA wobble base 5-methoxycarbonylmethyl-2-thiouridinylation. The record is from RefSeq and is a predicted model, not a curated record. Gene Ontology annotation, molecular function: tRNA binding. Lineage: Eukaryota; Metazoa; Arthropoda; Insecta; Blattodea; Termopsidae.
GUACAAUUCCUGCCAACCUGUAAGGUUUGCCAAUUGUGCAAUGUGGUAGUGGAUGAAAAGUUUGUAGGUUAGGUGCUAUAGCAUUUAUUCAAGGAAAAUGAAGAAUCUUUUCUUACAUUAUCACUCUCGUAAUGAAUUUCCGACCGUUAGUAGCAUCGAGUGCUUCUGUGUCAGUGCUCAUUCUGAAGAAGUAUAUGUUUGCAGUAAUAACAUAAUUUACAAAUUAUCAGUUACAAGUGGACUCCUGAAAACUUUGUUCAGCCUUCAUGAAUAUUACGACACAGUUAUUCCUGCAGUUAUACAUAUAAGUUUCAAUUCAAUAACGGAGAGCCUUUACCUAGCGUUUAAAAAUGGGGAUGUUUUAACAUUUGAAUCCAGUUCCAAAGAGAUCCAAUGUGUGGGAUGUGUAGAAAGUGGUUUAAAAACAGUACAAUGGAGCCCAGAUCAAGAAGUAAUUGUUAUGGUAACUGGUAAGGAUACAGUCAUACUUAUGACUGGAAAUUUUGAUCCAGUUACAGAGGUUGAUCUCCAUCAGAGUGGUUUUGGAGAAAAACAAUUUAUCACUGUGGGAUGGGGAAAGAAAGAAACCCAGUUUCAUGGUUCAGAGGGUAAAGCUGCAGCUUAUGCCAUUCCAAAAUCACUUGAACAUCUGCCAGUUUUGGACGAUGGUCAGCCACAAAUUAGUUGGAAAGGUGAUGGAAGCCUCUUUGCCGUAAGCACGGUUAGACCAGAAGCAAACUCUCGAAAAAUAUUAAUAUUUUCGCGUGACGCUGUGUUACAAUAUACAAGUGAGCCUACAGCAGGAUUGGAGGAAGCAAUGUCUUGGCAACCAUCAGGCAGUCUUAUUGCUGUAUCACAAAGGUUCCCCAAUAAACAUGUUAUAGCCUUUUUUGAAAAAAAUGGACUCCGACAUGGAGAAUUUUCACUUCCAUUUGCCCAGAAUGAAUGUAAGAUACAUAAUCUUUCUUGGAAUUCUGAAUCAUCUAUACUUGCUGUGUGGUGUGAGUACAUUACAGGUAAAACAUGUCUUCAACUUUGGACAGUGAAUAAUUAUCAUUGGUAUCUGAAGCAAUGUGUCAACUUCUCAGCUGAAAAGAAACUUUUGGGAAUAGAAUGGGAUAUGCUGCACAGGAACCGUCUUCAUAUAAUGUGUGAGGGUUUGUGCUACAUGUGCUAUGACUGGAAAUGGAUUACAAACUGUAGUCAAGGCAGUACUAAAGCUGAUGGAGCCUUUGUAGCAGUAAUAGAUGGAGCCAAGAUUCUCUUGACAUCAUUUCGACAUGCAGUUAUUCCACCGCCACUCUGUGGCCAGACCCUGCAGGUAUCAGUUCCAGUAAAUUGCAUAAUGUUUGCACCUUGCAAGAAAGUUAACAACAGUUGUAUCACAGAUAGAGCAGAUGAUAAUAAAAUCAAUUCAAAUACCUUAUGCACUAUUCUGACUGAUGGAAGUGUGGUAGUGUUUUCUGAAUCAUCAUCAACUAAAUGUCAUGUACAACUGGCUGCUUGCAAUUUGAAUGGUGAAAAUGCAGCAGAAUUACAUCACUGGUUGUGGAUGACAGAAGAUACAUUCCUUUGUUGUCGAACACAUGGCUCAGUUUCAUAUUUGGUGGAAAUAUCAGUCGAUCUUAAUGCAGGAAAAAUGAAUGUCAGGAAGGAGAUUCACACCAAUGGCAUAGUAGUUUCUAUAGUGCUGAUACCAGAUGGUUCAGGAGCUGUUGUGCAGCUGGCAGAUGGCAUUUUGUUUCUAUAUAAAUUUGAUCAGGAUAAAUUGGUUCAGUAUUCAAAAGUACCUGAAGCAUGCGAGACUUUACAGGUUACUCUGAUAGAUGGGAAGGAUGUAUUACUGGGACUCAGUAAUCGUAAUCGCUUAUAUGUGGAUGGUCAAGAAGUAGCAAACAAUGUGACUUCAUUAGUGGUACAUUCAGAAUUCAUCCUACUGACCACUCUGAGGCACAUGCUAUUGUGUGUUCAAUUAAAUCUCAAGGGUUUGCAAUCUUUAAUAAAAGGGCAGUGUAGCCCAGGACGGCACAUUGAGAGAGGUGCACGUCUGGUGACCUCUGUUGCAGGAGAUACUAGUGUCAUACUACAAAUGCCAAGAGGAAAUCUAGAAUGUAUACAGCCACGACCUCUUACGCUUCAUGUAGCAACUGUUUAUCUUGAUUCUGGACAGUAUGGGGCAGCUUUUAAACUUCUCCGGAAACAGCGCAUCAAUCUGAAUCUCCUAUGUGACCAUCAACCUACAGAAUUCUUAGCAAAUAUAGAUUUUGUUGUGGAUGAACUUAAAGACCCCACAUGGCUCUCACUGCUGCUCUCUGAACUACAGGAAGGCAGUGUGACACUCACUAUGUAUAAGGAAUACUAUACACAUUUGGAGCAGCUACCUAGAAUACUUAAUAACAAGGUCCAGGUGGUAUGUGACGCAAUGCGUGAUGCUAUGUUACGUCGGCAAGAUGCAGACCGCUAUCUGCUGCCUGUACUUACUAGCUAUGUUCAAAAACAAUCAGACAAGGAUCUAGCAGAUGCACUAAUUAAGGUGAAAACUGUGAAAGAAGCAGAGAGAAGAAAUGGACAGCUUGAAAUUUCAGCUGAUGAGGCAUUAAAGUAUCUUCUGUACCUGGUGGAUGUAAAUCGUUUGUAUGAUGUUGCACUGGGACUUUAUGACUUUGACUUAGUCAUGCUAGUUGCUGCCAAGUCUAACAAAGACCCUAAAGAAUAUCUACCAUUCCUCAACAAGUUACGAAGGAUGGAACCAAAUUAUAGCUUCUUUCUCAUAGACAAGCAUUUGAAACGAUUUGAAUCAGCACUUUAUCACAUUUCACUCUGCCCCGAAGAGGAGUAUUUUCAAGAAUGUCUGGACCUCGUAAAGACACACAAACUUUUUUCCAAGGCUCUUGAUGUUUUCCCUAAAGGAAGUUCAAGGUAUCUGGAUAUAGCAACAGUCUAUGCAGACUAUCUUCUCGAUAAUAAAUUAUAUCAGGAAGCAGGGAUCAUGUACGCGAGAGCUCAGAAAUAUCACAAAGCACUGACGGCAUACCAGAUAGCUGGUGACUGGAGAGAGACACUACUCGCUGCAAACCAACUUCAGUACAAAGAGAACAAGUUGCAUGAAUUGUGCCAGCAGUUAGUGUCAAGAUUGAAAGGUAAAUGUCAGUUCGGUGAAGCCGCAGAAGUUCUCAGUCAUCAUUUGGGUGAUUUUGAGGAGAGCAUUGCUGUAUUGGUUCAAGGCAGGCUGUGGAAUGAAGCUGUUUGGUCAUCUUUUCAUUACAGAAGGGCAGACAUGAUAGAGACUCACGUGAAGCCAGGAAUAUUGGAACACUUGGAACAGCUCUCUGGCCAGCUCACUAGUUCCAAAAAACAGUUCACUGCAUAUAAAACUAGACUAAAUGCAGUGCGAACAGCUAAAGAGCAACUUCAGAUAGAAGAGAAAGAUGGUGAACUACAGGAAGAAUAUGACUUAUAUUCAGAUACAAGCAGUAUUAUGUCAUCAACUCUCACUGCAUCAUACACAGGAUCACACACAUCAGGACACAGCCGCAGAUCCAGUAAGAACAGACGUAAACAUGAGCGAAAGAUGCUAAGUCUUAAAGAAGGGAGUCCAUAUGAGGAGUUAGCACUGGUUCGAGCCUUGCAUCAGGUCAUUACAACUACUUACAAUGCUACAGAAGAAGUACAAAGCUUGUGUCUAGUAUUGCUCAGAUUUGACUUUGAUAAGGAGGCAGCAAACUUGCAGAAGCUUCUUUCAGACCUGAUACAAGAAAUGGACAAUGCGAAACAUGAAAUAUGGACAACUGAUCUGAUGGAACAGCCACUAGUAGGCUUUGGUCCUGAUGCAACAGUCAACAGUUUAACAACAAGAUUCCAGAAUCAGGGUCUAACAAACUCCAACCUUGCACUAUUAGAACCAAAUUUUAGAUUUCCACCACAAAAUAAAAAUAUCAGCUGGAAGGUCAGCAUACUCAGCGCAGUGUGAAGAGAUGGACACAUUUGGUAACUACAGUCAUUGGCACACAAGAUCUGCAGGUUAAUUUUAUUAUUUACAGAUUUAUAAUUAAUAAUAAUAAUAAUUCAUUUCAUUGAUUUAUGGUCCUUAUAAAAGCCAUAGAAGGCCAAGUACAGGAUAAGAAAUAAUAAAACAAAAUCUACAAAUACAGUAUGAAAUGUACAGAGUAUGGACAAAGAUAAGCUAAAAGGAAGUCUAAUUAUAUGUUAUAAAAUAUCCAUAAGCCAAAUAUAUAAUGUUUGUUAAAAAUGACCAUGGGCGCCUCGUAGUUACAGUAGGCGUUCAAAGUGGGCGUUAUCCAUUUCAAGGCGGAAAGCAAUUGGUCAGAUAGCUGGGGAAAGGCCAAAGUUAGUAAGCUUAACAGAAUAGUAAAUUAUGAGGAAGAAUGGAAUAUCGUCUAAACCAACGCUCGGACAGUUUUAGACAGUUUUCAGCCCUGCUGAUUUAAACUGCAUCAUAAUUGUUAAAUUUCCGAAAGUAAGGAAGAAUAUUUUAUUUUGUGGCAGUGGUAUUUUCAUGUGCUUUGUUUUACUUUUUACAACAGUGAUGGUCAAAUUUGGAUUAAUUAUGAAACAGACCUUCACAUUUAGUCAUGAUAUAUGUUAAACUAUUGAAAGUGUGAACUAUAAUUUGGUAGGCAGCAUUUUACCUGUUUCUGCAUAACUCUGAUUCCUCUAACUUGUAUUGCUGCUUUUUAAAUGAAAUUAAAUCUUUCAGAUGUAUAAUGUAAAAGAAAAUUUCACAAAAAUAAAGCUAAUAAAAAUAAGUAA